AUGCUAUUCGCUGGAAAAAGUAAAAGAAUGAGGAAAUGAAAAUAAUUUAUCAUUUGUCUAUAACAUAUUCUUGUUUUUGCUUAAAACGUUGGGCAGAAAAGUUGAAGUCAUCAGCCUGGUUUCCUGCCUAGUAUGUAGUAGGGCUGAAUGAAAGCCUAUAGUGUGAUAGAUUUGGUAAGAUAGAGGCGGAGAUAAGCAUAGGAAAAAAUGAUAGAAACAGGUGUCACAUUUACAUUGGGGUCUGAUGAGCAGUAGAAUAUGCUGUCGUUGUGUGGAGGCCCUCUUCUGCUGCACGCAACUGAUAUGUGAAUGAAUAACCCAAAAUUUACCUGAACCCUAGUUACGUAUGUCAUUCCCCACAGAUGCAUUGAGUUAAGUUCUAAGACGUAAUGCAGCCAUGGUUCUGUGGAUAAUUCUAACAGGUCUGGUCACAUUGGUUCAGUGUAAAGAUACUGUAUCAAGGACACAAGGAUACAUUCGCCAUGAAUUUCCAGGCAACAUCAAGUUUACAUUUCCCCACGACGCCGUUAAUGACACAUUUGAGGAAUUGAAGGUGUCUUUGAACAAAGGAUUUAGCAAAACAGAGACUGUUUGUGUAGUAUUCUUCAAUUCCACCCAGAUAAAAUUUGAAGAAAAUAACUGCCGAGUGAAAAAAGUGGCACACGAAGUGACUUUUUCCCUGUGGGUAAAUAAUACAGACAUUUACUUUUUCCACAAAGAAAGGAUGUUUCCCCCACCUUACAAGAGUGAAUGGGAUAAUGGCACUAUUAUUCAUAUAAAAGAGCCUAAAUGCAAUGAACCAGAGAUUAAAAAGAAUCUCGAUCACUCUUUGAGCCUAUUUAUUGCACUUGGAUGUUUUGCAUUAUACAGUAUUAUAAUCACUACGGCUUUUCUAUAUAUUGUGAGAAAAGGAAGAAGAACCAGAAUUCAACAGAGUGAAUAUAUUAAUGUUGUGCCACGACGACCGCGACCUCAUUUGUCUUGUGUAGCAUACGCUACCACUCCUGCUAUCUGUCAUUCUCGCUGACUGCUACCUAAGCUGUUCCAUCUGAGGGCAUUUACAUGGACUGUUACCUCAACAAAACAACAAGAUACCUCUUUUCAACCUGGGUAUCCAGUUGAUUCUGUAGAUUUGGUUACAUUCUGAUCAUCAAAUUCAUCAUAUUUGCAUUAAUCAUUGAAAAUAUUUCUUCUUUUUUAUAUUUCUUAGAUUUUCCUCAAAGCUAAGCAGUAGUAAUUGUACAGUAAUUAAAGAUGUUUUUUGUAAACUUUGUAAAAAUACAGUAGCAGAAGGAAUGCAUUUUUUCACAUUACACCAGUGAAAUACUGCAGUAAAUAUUAUACAAAAUUAAAUAAAUUAAAAGAAUUAACAAACAUACAUUAUGUAUGUAAAAAGCCAUACUAAUAUUAAUUAUUAAUGUGAUGCUGUCACUAAGAUAAAUGUAUCAAAUUAACUGUUCCCUGCAAAGAAGAUAUUUAGGUGGUUGAUUUACUAAAGGAAAAUAGACUGUG
Rana temporaria (common frog) is the source of this 1512-nucleotide messenger RNA. It is a transcript of the gene CD28, whose product is annotated as CD28 molecule. Bases 398 to 1027 code for a protein of 209 amino acids. Gene Ontology annotation, cellular component: external side of plasma membrane; membrane. Lineage: Eukaryota; Metazoa; Chordata; Amphibia; Anura; Ranidae. The transcript has 4 exons. The record is from RefSeq and is a predicted model, not a curated record. Gene Ontology annotation, biological process: immune response; regulation of T cell proliferation; T cell receptor signaling pathway.